This is a messenger RNA of Acanthisitta chloris (rifleman), 5966 nucleotides long. Its product is annotated as vitellogenin-1-like. The transcript is spliced from 37 exons. The record is from RefSeq and is a predicted model, not a curated record. Bases 1 to 5778 code for a protein of 1925 amino acids. Gene Ontology annotation, molecular function: lipid carrier activity. NCBI's taxonomy places the organism in Eukaryota, Metazoa, Chordata, Aves, Passeriformes, Acanthisittidae. Gene Ontology annotation, biological process: lipid transport.
AUGAGGGGCUUGAUAUUAGCCCUGGUUUUAACCUUGGUGGGGAGCCAACAUCUUAAUUACCAACCCGAUUUCAGUGAAAACAAGGUUUAUACAUUUGAUUAUGAAAGCACACUUCUCAGUGGACUUCCAGAGAAAGGACUUGCAAGAGCUGGAAUAAGAAUAAAAAGUAAAGUGGAAAUUAGUGGUAUUGGGCCAAAACUUUGUCUUAUUAGGAUUCACUCAAUCGAAGCAGCAGAGUACAACGGUGUCUGGCCCACGAGUUCAUUCUCUCGAUCACUCAAACUGGCCCAGGUACUCACCGGGCAGCUCAGUAACCCAAUCAAGUUUGAGUACAGCAAUGGCCAUGUUGGAAGCAUUAUGGCUCCUGAUUCUGUCUCAGAUGAUGGUCUAAACAUCUACAGAGGGGUUAUGAAUGUGCUGGAAUUAAGUAUAAAGAAGACGCAGCAUUCAUACAGCUUACAGGAGGCUGGGAUUGGAGGUAUUUGUAACACAACAUAUGCAAUUCAGGAAAACAAGAGAGCAAACAUAGUCUAUGUGACCAAAUCCAAGGACCUGAACAGUUGUGAAGAGAAAGUUCAAAUUGUCACAGGUUCAGCGUACACUCAACCAUGUCAGACCUGCCAGCAGAGAAACAAGAAUUCCCGGGCAACUGCUACUUACAAUUACAAAAUUAAAUAUACACGUAGUGAAGCUGUAAUUACACAAGCUGAUGUUGAGGAAAUCCACCAGUUUUCACCCUUCAAUGAGAUAACAGGAGGAAAUGCUAUAGUAGAAGCAAGGCAAAAACUUGUGUUGACUGAUGUGCAGAAGCAGAGGACAGAGGUCCCACCAAAAGAAUACCAGAAUCGUGGGUCACUUCAGUAUGAGUUUGGCAGUGAAUUGCUUCAGCUUCCUGUCCACUUAUUCAAAAUAAAAGAUGUGGAAAGUCAGAUAGAGGAAAGCUUGCAAGACUUAGUAGAGGCUAGUUCUGACCAACUUCCCAGUGAUGCACCAGCAAAAGCCCUCAAGCUUAUGCACCUCUUCCGUGCAGCAAAUGAGGAGAAUUAUGAGUCGGUGUGGAAGCAGUUCUCUACUCGGCCAGCAUACAGGCGUUACAUUUUGGAUAUAAUUCCUGCAGUUGCCAGUCACCGUGCACUCAGGUUCCUACGGCAUAAAAUGGAAAAACAGGAGCUCACCAGCUGGGAAGCAGCUCAGACAGUGCUUGUGGCUCUGCACUCAAGCACACCAACUCGGGACGUGAUGGAGGAAGCAAUGCUCAUUGUUAAAAAACAUUGCCCACGCUCAAGCACUGUGCUUGGAAAGGUUUGCCAUCUCAGCUAUGCAUCACUGUGCCACAAACAGUGCUCUUCAUCAGAUUCCUGCUCCGAAUGUCUCCAGCUUCUUCACAGCUUUGCAGGAGAGGCAUUAAGCAAGUCGACCACAGAAGAAAUUUGCCUGGCUUUGAAAGCCCUUGGAAAUGUAGGACAUCCAGCCAGCAUCAAGCACAUCAAGAAGUUUUUGCCAGGAUAUGCAGCUGGUGCCUCAGAUUUGCCACUCAAGGUCCAUGCAACUGCUGUGUUGGCCCUGAAAAACAUUGGCCUGAAAGACCCAAAAAUGGUCCAGGCUAUUACCCUUGAGAUUUUCCUGAAUCACAAAAUUCAUCCUCGGGUCCGAAUGUUAGCUGCGGUGGUUUUGCUUGAAACCAAGCCAAGUCUUCCAAUAGUAAUGACAUUAGCUGAUGCUGUGCUGAAGGAACCUAGCAUGCAAGUGGCAAGUUUCAUCUACUCUCACUUGAGGGCCCUGGGCAGAAGCACAGCUCCAGAUCUUCAAGUGAUGGCUUCUGCCUGCAGAAUGGCUAUCAGAGCAUUAAGUCCCAAAUUUGACAGAUCUGGGUAUCGGUUCAGCAAAAAAAAUUUAAAGCAAUCAAUAGAAAAAGAGACUCUGAACCAUCUGAAAUCCACAGUGCUGGGUGUAAAAGUACUUCUGCCUGUUGGGUUUGGAGAGUUCCUUAUGAGUGGUCUGGCAGCUAAAUAUUUGGUAUUGAAUAAUGCAGGUAGCUUAAUUCCAACAAUGGCAAUGUCCCAGCUGCGGACACAUUUUCUUGGAAGAGUGGCUGAUCCCUUGGAGGUGGGAAUAACAGUUGAAGGACUGCAGGAGAUUUUUGCUAAAGGUUACUCUCCUGACAGGGACUGGGAGACUGAGUAUGACUUCAAGAAAAUCCUGAAAACGCUCUCUGACUGGAAGGCAUUCUCCAGUGAUAAACCUUUUGCAUCAGGCUACUUGAAGAUGUUUGGACAAGAGUUGUUCUUUGGUGGACUUGAUAAAAAUGCCAUCCAAAAUGCACUGCAGGCAUGGUAUGGAUAUGAUGAUAAAAUCCCAUCGCUAAGAAGAAUAAUCAGUAGCCUUCAAAGUGGUGUAGGGAGGCAGUGGACGAAGGCUUUCCUGUCCUCUGAGAUCCGUCGCAUUGUGCCCACCUGCACUGGGUUCCCAACAGAGACUAGCUUCUAUUACUCUUCUAUCACAAAAGUGGCAGGAAAUGUUCAAGCACAGAUUACACCCUCUCCAAAGUCUGAUUUCAGAUUGACUGAGUUACUAAAUGCCAACAUUAGACUGCGAUCCAAAACGAGUCUAAGCAUGGCCAAGGAGAUUACCUUUGUAAUGGGAAUCAACACACGUACAAUCCAGGCAGGGCUGGAAGCACACACUAAAAUUAAUGCUCAUGUACCUGUGAAUGUUGUUGCCACUGUCCAUAUGAAGGAAAAAAAUAUCAAAAUUGAAAUUCCACCAUGUAAAGAAGAGACUAACAUAAUUAGUGCAAGGUCUAAGACAUUUGCUGUUACACGAAAUAUUGGGGAUUUGGCUGCUAGUAAGAUGACUCCAGUUCUUUUACCUGAAGCAGUGCCCGACAUAAUGAAGAUGUCUUUCGAUUCCGAUUCUGCAUCAGGCGAGACUGAUAACAUCAGGGACAGACAAUCUGCAGAGGACAUUUCAUCGGAAAAUUUCUUUUCUUUGGGACAAUCUUCUUCCCGAAAAGAGCCAUUUGUUCAGUCUGUGUGCUCCAAUGCAAGUACAUUUGGGGUUCAAGUGUGCAUUGAGAGGAAAAGUGUACAUGCAGCAUUUAUCAAAAAUGUGCCUCUUUAUUACCUAGUUGGAGAACAUGCCCUGAGACUGAGUUUCAAGCCAGUUUACACAGAAGCACCUAUUGAAAAAAUACAAGUCACAAUUCAAGCAGGAGACCAAGCUCCUACAAAAAUGGUACGUCUAGUAACAUUUGAAGAUCCAGAGGCACAAGCAUCUUCCAGAAAAGAAGCAAUUAAAAGAGUAAAGAAAAUCCUUGAUGACAAUGAUGACCAGGGGGUAAGAAAAUAUAGAAGCUCAUCGUCCAGUGCCAGCAGCACCAGUGGAAGCAUCGAGAGUGCAACAAGUAGCCCCUCCAGCAGUGACUCUGAUGACAGAACAUCACAGGGAGGCACCCAGAUAAAUCUGAAAACAAGACAGUCUAAAGCCAAAGAAAAGAAAUUCUACCCCUUUGGGGACAGUGCCAGCAGCAGUAGCAGCAGCAGCAGUAGUGGUAGCAGUAGCAGCAGCAGUAGUAAAAGCAGUAGUAGUAGCAGCAGUGGCAAUAGUAGUGGUAGUAGUAGCAGCAAAAGCAGCAGUAGUAGCAGUAAAAGCAGCAGUAGCAGUAGCAAAAGCAGUAGCAGCAGUGUCAAUAGUAGUGGUAGUAGUAGCAGCAAAAGCAGCAGUAGUAGUAGUAAAAGCAGCAGUAGCAAAAGCAGUAGCAGCAGCAGUAGGAAAGCAUCUGGUAUAAAGUAUAAGGCUAAGAAGCAGUCCAAGACUGCAUUGUUUCCACAUGCUAGCACUGCUGAAGGAGAGGCAAGUGGCCGUCAGCAGAAGCAUAAAACCCAGAGUAGCAGCAGAAGCACCAGCAGCGGCACCAGCAGCAGCAGUGAAAGCAGUGGCGCUUCCCAACGUCACAGCAAAUAUGACAAACAAGCUGAGACGAAAUAUGUCAAGUCCCAAAUAAACAGUCACAGUAGCUACGAUGUUUCUACGGAACAGGAAUUUCAUCUCCCAAAAGUCUACCGGCUUCGCUUCAGGUCUGCUCACAUCCAUUGGCAUCCAGAUCACAAGGUAUCAAGCAGCUCAUCAUCAUCUUCCUCUGAGUCGGGAAACAUCUACGGAAACAGCAGCAGCAGUAGCAGCAGUAGCAGAAGCAGUCACCUGAGUGGCACCAGCAGCAGCAGCAGCAGCCACCACCAUGGAGAAAAUUCUGCCCACAGCUCAAGGAGGAGCCAUGUGAGCAGAGGAGUCAGCAUCCACCACCACAGCCAUGGCUCCAGCCUGAGACGUGAGCGCAACUUCCUGGGAGACGUAAUUCCACCUGGCAUUACGAUUGUGGCACAGGCAGUAAGGAGUGACAACAGAAAUCAAGGUUAUCAGGCUACAGCAUAUGUUCGUUCUGAUGCUGCCAAAGUUGAUGUGCAACUAGUUGUGGUUCAGCUGGCUGAAACCAAUUGGAAAGCGUGUGCUGAUGCUGUGAUACUGCCUCUGAAAGCACAGGCCAGACUGAGAUGGGGCAAGGAGUGCCGGAACUACAGGAUAUCAGCCGUGGCUACCACAGGCCAACUGGCAAGAAAGCCAGCUGCACAGCUGAAGGUGCAAUGGGGAAAGCUUCCUUCCUGGAUUAAAAAGACUAGCACGGCAUUCAUGCAAUACGUUCCUGGUGUAGCACUCGUGUUGGGCUUCUCAGAAGCACAUCAGAGAAAUCCAUCUCAUGAAUUUAUAGUAAGGGCAGCUGCAACAUCUCCACGAACAAUUGAUACAGUAAUUAAAGCGCCUGGGGUAACACUUUACUGUCAGGCACUCCGACUGCCAUUCACCCUGCCCUUAGGCCCAUCUCCAAAUUAUGAGACUCGAGAUAUCACUGCCUGGAAUUUGUUUCCUGAAAUAGCUUCACAAAUAGCACAAGAAGAUCAAUCCACAUGUGAAAUCAGAGAGCAAGAUUUUAAAACAUUUGAUCGCGUGAGCUAUGCAUAUUCUUUCAAUAAAAGCUGCAAUUUGGUAGUGGCUCAAGACUGUACUGAACACCCAAAAUUCAUCAUUACUACAAGAAAGGUUGAUCCUCAGUCUUUCUCAAGGGAGGUUCAUAUAAAUACAACAUCAGCGAACAUCACAAUCUGUCCUGCCUCAAAUUCAUCACUCCUUGUGGCAUGCAAUGAAGAACCAGUCCUAUCACACAGUGGAGUUACUGAGUAUGAAAAAGAAAAUGUUAAAAUUUAUAAAAAUGGAACAACAGUUAUCGUAGAAGUUCCAACACUCGGACUGAAGAAGGUGACUUUUGAUGGUGUGAACCUUAAGGUUACUGUUGCUUCAUGGAUGAGAGGAAAGACCUGUGGAGUUUGCGGUAAUAAUGACAGAGAAAAGCACAAUGAACUCCUCAUGCCAAACCAUAAGCUGGCACACAGCUGUUCCACGUUUGUUCAUUCCUGGGUAUUGCUAGAAGAGACCUGCUCUGGUGGGUGCAAGCUGCAGCGCAGUUAUGUGAAGCUGAAUCGAAAUCCUACUAUUGAUGGUGAGGAAUCUACGUGCUACUCUGUUGACCCAGUGCUGAAAUGUAUGAAAGACUGUACUCCAAUCGAAAAAUCUUCAGUAAAGGUUGGCUUCCACUGCUUCCCAAAAGAAACUGCUGUAAGCCUGCUGGAAUGGCAGAGAAGCAGCGAUAAGAAAUCUGCAUCUGAGGAUGUUGUGGAGUCUGUGGAUGCUGACAUUGAUUGUACCUGCACUGGUGACUGUAUUUAAACUAAACGCUUUAGUGUUGUGCUAUAGACAUACUACACAAAUAAUUGAAUAGCUGGACAGAUAAGGGAACAUAACAGCCAUAGUAAAAUAUUAAGAAAGGUGCUUGAAGAAAAUAAGUCUAUUGCAAAGUCAAAUGCAUUAUGUACAGUCUGCACUGCUUAAUAAAUAUGUUGUUCAUUAAAUAAGUA